This is a messenger RNA of Ichthyophthirius multifiliis, 1365 nucleotides long. RefSeq lists its product as hypothetical. Lineage: Eukaryota; Ciliophora; Oligohymenophorea; Hymenostomatida. The record is from RefSeq and is a predicted model, not a curated record. Gene Ontology annotation, molecular function: FMN binding; NADPH-hemoprotein reductase activity; flavin adenine dinucleotide binding. The transcript is spliced from 6 exons. Gene Ontology annotation, cellular component: cytosol.
AUGGAAAUAAGAUCUUUGGAAUCAAUUGAAAUAAAAUAGAAAAAUGAUUUACGUGGAAAAAAAUAAGUUUAAAAUGAUGAAGGUUAUUUAAUAUUAGAAUAUACAGAUAAAUCUGAAAUUUAAUUAGAUUAAUAUUCAAAUAUUAAUAGUUCUUAAGUUAAAUAUGAAUUUCUAACUCAAAAAUAUAUAAAUGCUUAAACUUGUAUUAUUAAAUAAAUAAAAGAAUUACGUCAAAAUACUAAUGAAGGUUCAACUCUUUUAGUUGAUAUUAAAUUAAAUAAUAAUUCUAGUUAUUUAACUGCUUAAAAUUUAGAAAUAUAUCCUCAAAAUGAUCCACAUUAAGUCAGUUAACUAGCUACAUAUUUAAAUUUGGAUUAAAACUAAAAUGUACAAUUUAAAAAUUUUAAUAAAGAAAUUGAAUAUCCAUUUCCAACUCCGAUUUCUAUAAGAAAUAUAUUCGGUAAAUUUUGUGAUUUUUAAGGACAACUUAUGAAAAAAACAUUAAUUGAAUUAUCUAAACUAACAAAAAAUGAAUAAUAUAAAAAUUAAUUAUUAUUUUUAGCUGAAGAUAAAGGCCAGUUUUAAAUAGAAAUUUUAAAUAAAAGAAAAACAUUAUUUGAUUUAAUGAAAGAAUAUUAAAUUGUACCUAAUUUAGAUUAGUUUAUUUAAUUAUGUCCAAGAAUAUCUCCUAGAGCAUUUACUAUUGCAUCUUCAAAUUUAGAUCAUCCUGAUAUAAUAUAAAUUGCAGAUAGUUUAGUAAUUGAAAAACUUUCAAAUAAUUAAAUUAAAUAUGGUUUAUGUAGUAAAUAUUUAAUUAACUGCUUUAAUAAAUAUAAAAAUAAAAUGACUGGAAACAGAAUAAGAAUAAGCAUCAAAAAUUCAUCAUUUAUUUUAUAAAAUAAUAAUAAGCCAAUUAUUAUGAUAGGAACAGGGACUGGAGUAGCACCUUUUAUAGCUUUUUGUUAAGAAAAAUUAGUUUUAAGAAAUAAAAAUAUUUUUUUAGGAGAUUUUAGUCUUUUCUUUGGAUGUAGGUAUUAAAAUUAAGAUUUUAUUUUUAAAGAAGACAUUCUUAAAUUUAAAGAAGAUUAAAUUAUAAAUAAUUUAUUUGCAGCUUUUUCUAGAGAUGAUGCAGAAAAAAAAGUUUAUGUUUAAGAUUUGAUUAUGUAAAAUAAAUAAUUUGUAUAUGAAACAUUAUUUUUAAAAAAUGGAAAUAUCUAUAUCUGUGGAAAUACUUUUAUGGGUUAAGAUAUUAUGUAGUCAUUAAAUGAAAUAGUUUAAAUUUUUUAAAAAGUUGAUAAAAAACAAGCAAGUAAACUAACACAAGAGCUUGAAAGUGAAAAAAGAAUAGUAAAAGAGUUAUGGUGA